AUGGCAUCGAGAAAGAAACAGCCGCGGAAAAGGGAUGACAUCCAUUUUGUCAACGCCAGACCAGCUUCUGAGACCGAGAAAUUGAAAGCCCAGCGUCUGGUUCGCGCCCACGUCGGCCGCUGGAUCUCCGACCAAACAAAAGACCGCUCUGAAGCUGCUGUGCGCCGUCCCGUCCGCGACCCCAUUUCCCACGUAUCUGCCAAUGAUCCUGGUGUCGGUCCGUCGUCGUACGCCCUCGUGUCGCGCUCCAGCAAUCGCAACGUCCCUUUUUCGUUCGCGCAGCCUCCCCGUCAGUACUCGCCGUUUCCUCCGUCGCAUCAUAGUGAUAGCAGUGAUAGCUCCAGUGGUGAGGAUACUGUGAGCGUGAUCUCGACCGAGCAGCAUGGCGUCGUGCGAUGGCGCAAGCGCUCUUCUGUUGUCCGUGAGAUAUCAGGCGUCUUCGACCCUUUCGGCACAUAUCCUGCGCCCGCGCACUUUGAUCCGGAGAUAGUCGAUCUGUCGGAGCGGUAUAUUACGACUGUCAUCUGGCCGGGCCUUGCGCCGAGGCCGAACCACAUUAAGGCUGCGGGUGAAUCAUGGUUUCCCUUGUCGAUGGCGGACCCCGCAUUGUUCAGCGCGUUCAUGUUCGGGUCGCUAUGUCAUCUGCGCGUGCAAUGGCAGAAUAAUUGGGUGCCGGGAACAGUAUUCGGUCCAAGGCAGCGGCAAUUACUACAGUUGUGUGAAAUGGAAUCCAUCAAGUUGAUCAACAAGGCUAUGAGGGACCCCACACGCGCAGUCAGCGAUGCUGUUAUACUGAGUGUUAUCUGUAUGGCACAUCAUCAAGCCGAAGAGAAAUUGGUUCAACAGCAUCGGAAAACGGCUUUCAACCCGCCGUUCCCACGAUUACAAUGGCUUGAUGUUUCCGCUAUCCUCACUUGCAGUUCCCUCUGUGUAAACCCAGGCUUCGAAUUCUGGCCUCUAGAUGACACCCGCGAGGGUAUGAACAUCCAUGAAUUACUCGGUUUCACUCCAUCAGAUACAGACCACGGCUUCGCCCGCCUCCAAGCAAUAGGCGCAACCCACGAAAUGGCAGAAGCUUUCCAGGCAGUCCAGACAUACAUCGGGAUCAUCAAAGCUAGCCCGACAUCUACGUCGGACGUCUCUCUUCUCGCCGAUCGCCGUAAUAUAACACAACAUACUCUCAUCUCUCUCAAGCCUGCUUCGGAGUUGCAGCAUCUCUUCUCGCAUCCUACUCAUGCAUCUACUUAUGAAGCGUGCCGUCUUGCCGCGCUGAUCUUUGGCGUAGGCGUUAUCUUCCCCAUCCCCGCUCAAAAUACCCCUCUUCAUACUCUCGCACGGAACAUUCAGUCUGUGCUCCUCCAGCCUUCUUCUUCUGCGUUGUGGUCUUCUCCUUCGACCCGCUUUGCCCUCAUUUGGAUUUUGACAUUGGCUGGUAUUGCUGCUCACGAAGCACCAGAGCGGACUUGGUUUGUGUCUGCUUUGGCCGAUAUCACUCGUCGCACUGGCUUGUCUUCCUGGGGAGGUCUCAAAUCAGUGCUGGGCUCGAUGCUUUGGUAUGAUGCGGCUUGUGACCAGGCUGCUGAGGCUCUCUGGUUCGAGGCGCAACGUACCCAUCAACAUCAACGUGCAUAUGUGCUUGUGUGA
This is a messenger RNA of Penicillium arizonense, 1644 nucleotides long. RefSeq lists its product as uncharacterized. The transcript has 2 exons. NCBI's taxonomy places the organism in Eukaryota, Fungi, Ascomycota, Eurotiomycetes, Eurotiales, Aspergillaceae. The record is from RefSeq and is a predicted model, not a curated record. The coding region runs from base 1 to 1644 and encodes 547 amino acids.